AUGGGCCGAGCCAAAGUGCAACUUGGAGGUAUGAUCAGUGGUGCUAAAGAAAUGAAAAAAAGCUUAACCCUGACCGACAAAAAAGACAAUCCAGCUGAGGUUCGAGUCCGUGUCCAGGAAGCCCGGCAGCUCAGUGGAGCAAACAUUUCCCCGCUGUGCAAAGUCAGUUGUGCAAAUCAGACGCAGGUCACUUCUGUCAAACCGUCCACAAAUUCGCCCUUUUGGGGCCAGACGUUUUUCUUCAACUUCCACCAAUCGCCAGCCAAGCUGUUCGAGGAGACCCUCUGUUUUGGAGUCUAUAACUCACGAAAGUUGCGUGCAGAUGCCCAUAUCGGUACCUUUGAACUCGAUCUGGCAUCAGUCUUUGAAAGUCCAAACCACGCCAUCAUGCACAAAUGGCUCUUGCUGGGCGAACCGGAGGAUCCUCUUGCAGGGGCGAAGGGUUACCUCAAGGUCGCUAUGGUUAUUCUGGGUCCAGGCGAUGAAGCACCCAAUCUUAAACCGAAGGAUGAAUCUGAAGACGAAGAUAUUGAAGCAAACAUUCUGCGACCUGCUGGUGUACAACUGCGACCAGCCCUCUUUCAUUUCUCACUGUUCAAUGGAGAAGACUAUCCCAGAAUGGACUCGGAUGCAUUUUCUGGUGUAAAGAAGUUCUUUGGAUCUUCUUCGGACGAGGAAAAAGAAUUUGUUGAUCCAUUUGCUAUCGUCCAGUUUGCGGGAAAAGAGGUCAAAUCCUCGGUAAAAAAGGGAACAGAUCAUCCAGAAUGGUACGAGGAAUUGAAGCUUGCUGUCCAGUUCCCGUCAAUGUGCGAUAAACUCAUCAUAACUGUUUACGACUGGGACAAAAUAUCGAAAAAUGACCCCAUUGCAAGCGCAUUCAUCAACGUCAAUGAGGUUUCCGCACUUCGAGAAGGCGAAGACGGUUAUCUGCCAACAUUUGGUCCCACAUUUGUCAACUUAUACGGGUCCCCACGCGAGUUUUCGACCCUCGGAGACAAAUAUGAGGCGCUAAAUCUCGGAAAAGGUGAAGGAGCAGCCUAUCGAGGCCGCGUUUUCUGCGAGUUGUCCACUCAACUCACAGACGAUCCUCAAGAAAGCGGAAUUGUGCCAAUCAGUGAGGACAACAAACAACGCGUCCAGAAAUUCAUGAGGCGGCGGAAGUUCAUGCUGCACGCAGCCUUCUAUCAGGCCAAUAUGGUCGAUUGUACCGACGCACCCGUCUCCUUCGAAGUAAGUAUCGGCAACUUCGGUAACACCCUGGAUGAAUCUAUCGGUCCUUCUGCUUCAACCACAUGUCCAACAAAUGCAGUUUUUGAUGGCUGCUACUACAAUUUCUUGCCAUGGGGUGACUCUAAGCCCUGCGUUAUGGUGGACUCGCAGUGGGAAGAUAUUUCUUAUCGACUCUACGCAGUGAAUAUGAUUUCACGCAUUUACGACGACCUGGAAUACGGCAUAGAGGGUAUUGAGAUGAGCCUGAAAGUUGAUAUGGAAGAGCAAGACCUCGCAAAUACCGACAAAUACUACUUAACUGCUAAUGGGACAAAACUGCCUGAAUGGCAUGAGGCUUGCACGCCAGUCAAUGAACUGGACACGAAAAUCCAACACCUUCGGGAAGAUGACAUCAAAACCAUUGUGGAGCAGGCAACGAAACUGAGGGAGGAGGCAACCACCGUGGAGGAGGUCAUUCCCGAGCUCAAACGUUACCUCCACAUGCUUAAGAACCUCAUAACUGAGCCCCAAAACAGCAUGCCUGAUGUCAUAAUAUGGAUGAUAGCUGGAGACAAACGUGUAGCCUACUUCCGUAUUCCUGCCUACGAUUUGCUUUACUCCGAAGAAGACUUGUACCGUGGCCGGUAUUGUGGUGUAACUCGAACUAUUCAGCUGAAGGUUCCACUGCUAAAGAGCGAGGACAAAUCUGAACACUGGAAGAUACCUGCACAAGUACGUUUGUCGCUGUGGCUGGGGUUAGAAAAGGAUCAGACAAAUUGGCUCGAACGCAGCGACGAGGGACAUGUGACUGUUGUAGCUGAAACGUACGAAAACCAAGCCUGCCUUGCCGGCAACUGGAGCUCCCAUAAACCUCCCCUUACAAGAAACCCUUGGACUGAUGUUACUGGCAAAAUGGAAUUGCCCAAAGACGGUUUCGUUCCCCCACAGGGAUGGCAGUGGGACGGCGAAUGGGAAGUUAGCCCCGAGCUCUCUAUGCUAUUCAAAAAGGAUGCAGGAGCAACCCAGUUCGUUGAAUCAGUCUACUACAAUGAGACGAGGACGCCUGUUUCAGGUUGGGUUGCGGCAUCUGUACCAUACACUGACUCGACGGGUGAACCAAAACCUCCGCUCGACCAAUAUCCUCUGCCCGAGGGUUGGGCCUGGGACGAUGACGCGUGGCAGGUGGAUACCAGCAGACCAUGCGAUGAAGACGGUUUCGAAUAUUCCGUCGACGAGAAGGUUGGGAACUAUGUCGCUGUAGAGAAAGUCUACCACAUGGCCCGCAGGAAGCGGUUGAUUCGCAAACGUAGCAGCAUGACGCCUGCUGCAGCGGAAGGUUGGGAAUAUGCCCUGCACUUUACCAGUAGAUUCCAUGCGCAAAAGAAGACCACUGAUUCAGUUCGCCGACGUCGUUGGCACAGAAAGAUGGUUCCAAUGAACCCGGAUAUUGUUGUUCCCGGCGUCUUUCAGAUGACAAAGGGCAGCGGCGACGGCGAGGUUAGCUGA
Dibothriocephalus latus is the source of this 2715-nucleotide messenger RNA. The record is from the annotation of a GenBank genome assembly. NCBI's taxonomy places the organism in Eukaryota, Metazoa, Platyhelminthes, Cestoda, Diphyllobothriidea, Diphyllobothriidae.